Trichogramma pretiosum is the source of this 893-nucleotide messenger RNA. RefSeq lists its product as uncharacterized. Lineage: Eukaryota; Metazoa; Arthropoda; Insecta; Hymenoptera; Trichogrammatidae. The record is from RefSeq and is a predicted model, not a curated record. The transcript is spliced from 3 exons. The coding region runs from base 67 to 846 and encodes 259 amino acids.
UUGUUUUUUUUAGCUUUGAAACAUUGCACUAAGUUUGUUAUUUAUAUUAUUUACUUAACAACGUUCAUGACAUUCAUUUAUGUAGCUGUACGUAGUAUUGAUGAUCAGGCAUAUUUGGAGAAUAAAUUUGUAAAAAUUCCUGCAUUAGUAACGUUUUUAGGCAUUGUAUUUACAACUAUCUCACUUGUUGAUGAUUUUGAUGACAUUGUUCUUAUUUUAAAGGAGACCGGCCGAGCCAUCUUAGCAUCCAAAUGGACACUGAUGUUUCCACUUCUCAAAAAUGUUUUGCUUUGGUCUAUUUUCAUAUUUGGAAUAAAUCUUAUGCCACUUUACCAUAAAGAAUUAAGUCUACGUCCACCAUUUGAAGCAAUUAUUGUAAGCCUCAAUUUAAUGGCAAUUAUCUGGUUAAUGGCUUGGAUUUAUGGACUUUUUGAAAUGGUACAUUCAGGAAAGUUUACAGGAUGGUACAAGGCGUUCUAUGCAAAUAAGAAGUUUGAAAAGUCUUAUGGACAUUAUUUCUGGACUGCUAUAACGAUGAAUUCAGGAACGGCAGUAAUUGGUGGCUUGAUGCCCUUUGGACACUUAAUAUGUUUUAUAUUCAGUGGUAUUAUAGCCAUACUUUCUAUACCAUUCUAUUUUUUUCUACCUUCAAUUUAUACCAAGAUAGCAAAAUUCGUAGAAAAUCGAAUUCUAAAUCAUAUGCACUAUGAUAAUGUUUACAUUGUAACUAGUAAUUACCACACUAGUUUAAUUGAGUCUAUUGUGCUUAUAGCUAAUGAUAAUCUGUGGAAGUUUACCAGAAAGUCCAAAGUAACAAUAGUAAGUUAUUUAACUUGUUUUAUUUGAUUUAUCUUCAUGCAUAUAAAUUAAUAUUUUAAUGUUACAGAUUUCGA